Teleopsis dalmanni is the source of this 969-nucleotide messenger RNA. Its product is annotated as nurim homolog. The record is from RefSeq and is a predicted model, not a curated record. Gene Ontology annotation, cellular component: nuclear membrane. Lineage: Eukaryota; Metazoa; Arthropoda; Insecta; Diptera; Diopsidae. The transcript is spliced from 3 exons. The coding region runs from base 144 to 920 and encodes 258 amino acids.
UUUCGCUGGUAACCAAAUUCAUUGAAUUCGAAGUAACCAGUAAUUAUAACGGAUUCAACAACACUAAGCGUUUGUUUUGGUAUUUAUCAAUGAAUUGUUAGUGCAAAAGAUGCACAGCAAGAGUUGUAUAAAUAUUCAUCAAAAUGACGUCGCUUGCUCGUUUAUUCGCGGUGCUAUUUUCAUUAAUAUCAAUGACGUACACAUUUUAUGUGGUUGGAAAAUUAAUGAUAUUCUUAUCAUUGCCUAAAACAGUUCCACUGGCAUCUAAAUGGAUAUUUAGUUUACUUGACAACAAAUCGCGGCUCGAGACGUCCUAUGGUCCAAUUGCACUAGACACUUUGCUUUUAAUUGGUUUUAUUUUUCAGCACAGUUUAAUGAAAUCUGAAAUACUGAAAAAAAUCUUUAAAAUAUUCAAAUUAGAGGUUUUGGAGAGAAGUAUAUAUUGCAUGACGUCAUCUCUAUGUUUACAUUAUUUAGUUAAUAAUUGGCAAUCGGCACAAUCUGUCAUACUGUGGCAAUUCAAUGUGGAAGAAAGUGCACUGCUUUGGUGGACAGUUGUAGUCAUACACACAUACGCAUGGAUUGUUAUAUAUGGGGGAAGCAUUAUUUUGGACUUACCAGAAAUUCUUGGAAUAAAGCAGACCUAUUACAAUGCGAAGAACUUAGGAACACCCAUAUCAUACAAAUCUAAUCAACUUUCCGCUUUAUACAGUCACGUACGUCAUCCGUCAUUUAUAAGCUUUUUUGUAAUUUUUUGGAUUACAAACCUCAUGAGUUUGGAUCGCUUAAUACUCUCUGUAUUACUAACAGCAUACAUGUACCUUGCUUGGUCACCCGAUAAACGUGAUUACGAAUAUCAAAAAGCACAGUUAAAUGCAAAGACGCGGGAAUUGCAAUGCAUCAGACUUAAACGAUUUUAAACUUUUUAGUUUUAUUUUAGUUGUAAUAAAUAAAUUAAAACACUAAUUU